Messenger RNA from Musa acuminata subsp. malaccensis (wild Malaysian banana), 3944 nucleotides. Its product is annotated as ubiquitin C-terminal hydrolase 13. Gene Ontology annotation, cellular component: nucleus; cytosol. Gene Ontology annotation, biological process: protein deubiquitination; regulation of protein stability. Gene Ontology annotation, molecular function: protein binding; cysteine-type deubiquitinase activity. NCBI's taxonomy places the organism in Eukaryota, Viridiplantae, Streptophyta, Magnoliopsida, Zingiberales, Musaceae. The record is from RefSeq and is a predicted model, not a curated record.
CUCGCUCGAUCCCGUAAAAGGUCGCUUCCGCCUUCCCUCCCCUAAUUCCCGUCCUCCACCGGCUAUCAUCCUCCGCCGCGGAUCGGAUCCUCUCCCGCUGCCGCCGUCGCCGCCGCGACCACCCACCCAUGACUAUGAUGACUCCGCCCCCUCUCGAGCAGGAGGACGAAGAGAUGCUGGUCCCGCACCAGGAAUUCACCGAGGGACCCCAGCCGAUGGAAGUUAUACCAACCGAGACAGCGUCCGCACCAGAGAAUCAGCAGGUGGAGGAUCCUCCUUCGUUCAAAUUUAGAUGGACGAUAGAGAACUUCUCCAGGUUGAACGUCAAGAAGCUCUACUCCGACAUUUUCUAUGUCGGAGCGUACAAGUGGCGUGUGCUAAUUUUUCCCAAGGGAAAUAAUGUUGACCAUUUGUCUAUAUACCUGGAUGUUGCUGAUUCAACAACCUUGCCAUAUGGUUGGAGUAGAUAUGCACAGUUCUCACUUGCUGUUGUUAACCAAAUCCACGGAAAGUACACUGUAAGAAAAGAGACUCAACACCAAUUUAAUUCACGAGAAAGUGAUUGGGGGUUCACUUCAUUUAUGUCUCUGAGUGAACUCUAUGAUCCAAGUAGAGGAUAUCUUGUCAACGAUACAUGUGUAAUUGAAGCUGAAGUUACCGUCCGUAAGAUGGUAGACUACUGGAGUUAUGACUCGAAAAAGGAAACGGGUUAUGUUGGUCUUAAAAAUCAAGGGGCUACUUGUUACAUGAAUUCUCUUCUUCAGACUCUCUAUCAUAUUCCAUAUUUUAGAAAGGCUGUUUAUCACAUGCCGACGACAGAGAAUGAUAUGCCAUCUGGAAGCAUCCCUCUGGCUUUGCAGAGCCUGUUUUAUAAACUUCAGUACAGUGAUAACAGUGUUGCCACAAAAGAGUUGACAAAAUCUUUUGGUUGGGAUACAUAUGAUUCUUUCAUGCAACAUGAUGUCCAGGAGCUCAACAGGGUUCUUUGUGAAAAAUUGGAAGACAAGAUGAAGGGUACUGUUGUUGAGGGCACAAUCCAGCAUCUGUUUGAAGGACAUCACAUGAAUUAUAUUGAAUGCAUAAAUGUAGACUACAAAUCCACCAGAAAGGAAUCGUUCUAUGAUCUGCAGCUUGAUGUAAAGGGCUGCCGGGAUGUUUAUGCUUCAUUUGAUAAGUAUGUUGAAGUCGAGCGGCUGGAGGGUGAUAAUAAAUAUCAUGCAGAAAAUUAUGGCUUACAGGAUGCUAAGAAAGGUGUUCUAUUCAUUGACUUCCCCCCUGUUCUGCAACUUCAGCUAAAGCGCUUUGAAUAUGAUUUCAUGCGUGAUACAAUGGUGAAGAUAAAUGACCGUUACGAGUUCCCACUUCAGUUGGACCUUGAUAGAGAUAAUGGUAAAUAUCUUUCUCCAGAAGCAGACAGGAGGGUUCGUAACCUCUAUACCCUUCACAGUGUUCUUGUUCACAGUGGUGGAGUUCACGGGGGACAUUAUUAUGCUUUCAUCCGACCAACUCUAUCAGAUCAAUGGUUUAAGUUUGAUGAUGAGCGAGUAACAAAGGAAGAUGCAAAAAGGGCAUUGGAGGAGCAGUAUGGUGGUGAAGAAGAGUUACCUCAGACAAAUCCUGGCUUCAAUAAUCCUCCAUUUAAAUUUACAAAAUAUUCAAAUGCUUACAUGCUUGUAUAUAUUCGCGAGAGUGACAAGGAGAAAAUAAUGUGUAACGUGGAUGAGAAAGACAUCGCAGAGCACCUUAGAGUAAGAUUGAAGAAAGAACAAGAAGAGAAGGAGCACAAAAAGAAGGAGAAAGCUGAGGCUCACCUUUAUACCAUCAUAAAGGUAGCUCGGAAUGAGGAUUUGGCAGAACAGAUUGGAAGGGAAAUAUUUUUUGAUCUUGUAGACCAUGACAAAGUUCGGAGCUUUCGUAUCCAGAAACAACUGCCAUUCAGCCAUUUUAAGGAGGAGGUGGCCAAAGAAUUUGGGAUCCCAGUGCAGUUUCAGCGCUUUUGGCUGUGGGCUAAGAGGCAAAACCAUACAUACCGUCCCAAUCGACCUUUAACACCUCAGGAGGAAGUACAAUCCGUUGGACAGCUUAGGGAGGUAUCAAAUAAGGCACAUAAUGCUGAACUGAAGCUAUUUUUGGAAAUAGAGCUUGGACCGGAUCUUCGUCCUCUUCCUCCACCACAAAAAACCAAGGAGGAUAUACUACUAUUUUUCAAGCUCUAUGACCCUGAAAAAGAAGAUCUGAGAUUUGUAGGAAGGCUAUUUGUGAAGGCUUUAGGAAAACCAACUGAAAUACUUCUAAAAUUGAAUGAAAUGGCUGGAUUUUCUCCAAAUGAAGAAAUUGAACUUUAUGAGGAAAUAAAGUUUGAACCAAAUGUAAUGUGCGAACACAUCGACAAACGGAUCUCUUUCCGAUCUAGCCAGCUUGAAGAUGGAGAUAUCAUUUGCUAUCAAAGAGCUUCCGCAUUACAAAAUGGUGACCAAUAUCGAUAUCCUGAUGUUCCUUCUUUCUUGGAGUACGUUCGUAAUCGCCAGGUUGUUCACUUUCGAUCAUUGGAGAAGCCAAAGGAGGAUGAUUUUUCUUUAGAAUUGUCAAAACUUUCUACCUAUGAUGAUGUUGUUGAAAGAGUUGCUCGUCAACUUGGUCUGGAUGAUCCAUCAAAAAUUCGUCUUACAUCUCACAAUUGUUAUUCGCAGCAGCCUAAACCUCAACCCAUUAAGUUCCGAGGUCUAGAGCAUCUCUCAGAAAUGCUUGUCCACUAUAACCAGACUUCUGAUAUAUUGUACUAUGAGGUAUUGGAUAUUCCUCUGCCUGAAUUGCAAGGUCUGAAAACUCUUAAAGUUGCAUUCCACCAUGCCACAAAGGAUGAGGUGGCAGUCCAUAGCAUCAGGCUUCCGAAAAAUAGUACUGUUGCUGAUGUAAUCAAUGAUUUAAAGACAAAGGUUGAGCUCUCUCAUCCUGAUGCAGAACUCAGGUUGCUUGAGGUCUUCUAUCACAAGAUCUAUAAGAUCUUUCCACCUGGUGAAAAGAUAGAAAAUAUUAAUGAUCAGUAUUGGACUUUGCGUGCAGAGGAGAUUCCAGAAGAGGAGAAAAACCUUGGUCCUCAUGAUCGCUUGAUUCAUGUUUACCACUUCACACGAGAUCCUAAUCAGAACCAAAUGCAAGUUCAGAAUUUUGGUGAACCUUUCUUCUUGGUUAUUCGAGAAGGUGAGACUUUAGCUGAUGUCAAAAUACGCAUUCAAAAGAAACUGCAAGUUCCAGAUGAGGAAUUCUCAAAGUGGAAACUUGCUUUCAUAUCACUUGGACGCCCUGAAUACCUCCAGGAUUCAGAUAUAGUAUCUAACAGAUUUCAGAGAAGAGAUAUUUAUGGAGCCUGGGAGCAGUACCUUGGGUUAGAGCACUCUGACACUGCUCCAAAAAGGGCUUACACUGCUAAUCAGAACCGUCACACGUUUGAGAAGCCCGUGAAAAUCUACAAUUGAAAAGUGGCCGGAUCUCCUCCCAUGGCAUCAUCCAAUGCUGUCACCUCAGGUCCACAUGGAUAGGAGAGAACCAAAGUGUAGAAUUUUGAACAAUAAGAUUGCAGCAUUAGUGAGGUGGGGACUUUUGGGGGAUUCGCCACCAAAAUUUGUUGUGGUGUAAUGUGUGUCAAGUGUUAGCUGGGGAGGACUCGGGAGAAUGCUUGAUCAUGAGUUCUUUUUAACGUCUCGGCCUCGUUAUAAAAUUUUCCUUGUGGCUUUUUUUCUUUUUCUUUUUUCUGGUCAAGCCCAUGUCAGUUAGGGUUUCCUGCCCUUGGAUCCAGUGUAAUUUUAGUACAUAAAGAUUUUGGAUCGGAGGGGGAGGCACAUAUAGGGUAUAGCUGGUGUCUUUGACUUCCCUUGGGGGUCUUCGUCCCCAUCCUUGUUAUAUUUCCAUAGUUUUCUUAUUCAUCAUCUUGGUCUUUGAAAGAA